Marasmius oreades (fairy-ring Marasmius) is the source of this 318-nucleotide messenger RNA. RefSeq lists its product as uncharacterized. NCBI's taxonomy places the organism in Eukaryota, Fungi, Basidiomycota, Agaricomycetes, Agaricales, Marasmiaceae. The transcript is spliced from 5 exons. The coding region runs from base 1 to 318 and encodes 105 amino acids. The record is from RefSeq and is a predicted model, not a curated record.
AUGGUUACUUCGCCCUCGAAUACUGAUGAAACCGGUCCCAUAGCCAUCUCUAUCCGUCGAAAGCUGACGGCGCUCGAACCCUCUGAGAUUGCGAUUGUGAAUGAUUCGUGGCAACACCGACAUCACGCUGCAAUGAGAGCCCAAGGUGGAAAUAAUGGAGAAACUCAUUUCUCCAUUCACAUUGUGUCUGAUGCCUUUCAGGGAAAGACAACCAUACAACGCCAUCGCAUGAUCUACGAUCUUCUUGUCGAGGAACUGCAACAAGGCCUGCACUCCCUGUCCUUGAAGACCAAAACCCCAGCCGAGAUUCAGAAAUGA